This is a messenger RNA of Dipodomys ordii (Ord's kangaroo rat), 723 nucleotides long. It is a transcript of the gene Npbwr2, whose product is annotated as neuropeptides B/W receptor 2. NCBI's taxonomy places the organism in Eukaryota, Metazoa, Chordata, Mammalia, Rodentia, Heteromyidae. Gene Ontology annotation, molecular function: neuropeptide receptor activity; neuropeptide binding. Gene Ontology annotation, cellular component: neuron projection; membrane. The record is from RefSeq and is a predicted model, not a curated record. Gene Ontology annotation, biological process: neuropeptide signaling pathway.
AUGUACUCUGUGAUCGCCCGCACUGCCGAGCACCUGCUGCAGCACCAGCCCUUUGGGGAGUCACUUUGCAAACUGGUACUAGUGGAUCACUACACCAUCUUCUCCAGUGUCUACUUCUUGGCCGCAAUGAGUGUGGACCACUACCUGGUGAUGCCAGCCACGCAAAGUCCCGCCGCGAGCCCAGGCGCACCGGUGGGGGGCAAAGUGGCUGGCCUAUGUGUCUGGCUGGGCAUCUCCACCCUGGCCCAGCCCUUCUUCUCUGCCUAUGACUACAGCAAUGAGCUGCAGGUGCCCAGCUGUGGGCUGAGCUUCCGGCCUGAGCAGGCCUGGCUCAAGGCCAGCCGCAUCUACACCUUGGUGCUGGGCCUCGUGGUGCCCCGUGUACCCUCUGUGUGUUCUAGUGCACUUGUGUAGGCUGCGGCCACGCGGCUUCGCUCCGGUGCCAAGGUCCUGAGCAAGGCCAAGCGCAUGGUGACUGCUCCGGUCCUUGCUGUGCUGGCUGCGUGCGUCCUUUGCUGGGCACCAUCCCACCUGGCCCCAGACGUGCCCCAGACACCCCUGGUCACCGGCAUCUCCCACGUCAUCACCAGCCUCCGCUAUGCCAAUGCAUGCCUCAACCCCUUCCUGGAUGCAUUCCUGGAUGACGGCUUCCUCAGGAAUUUCCAUGCCAUGGUCCUAAAGAACUCAGGUCCUGGCCUGGAGUAUCCAUGUCGUGACAGAUAG